AUGGCACGGGAUUGGCAUCGUGGCCCAAACCUCUCCCUCGCUGCCCUAUCGUUUGACCUCCAUCAGAAACUGGCAGAAGAAUAUGGCGGAGAGGAAAAAUGGGGCUAUCGACGUCUCACGACAGUCCAAGUCGAGCUCAAGGCAGAAGAGAGGUUUGAAGACGUUCCAGACAUUAACUGGAUCGACAAAGCUACUAGCUCAUCUGUGAUCGGCGAUUCCUCUUCGACGGCACAAGUCACACCAGGGUUAUUCACUGAGGCUAUGGUCUCACUCGCGCAGGAAAAGGGUGUCAAAGUGACGAUAGCGACCGUCACGGGUAUCGAAAUGGACGGCUCUGGUUUGCCGACAGCCGUGAUUGCAACAAACGAUCAAGGAGAACGGAUCCGUGUUGAAGCUACAGAUGUCCUGUUCGCAACUGGUCCAUGGACAGCGUCGUUAGCCAAGAAAGUCUUGGGCAAACGUGCUGGAUCUGCACUGGACAUUGAACCAAGUCGAUGCUCAACAUCGGUCGUCUUCCGCCCAAGUAUCCCCGUCAGUGCACACGCACUGUUCACCGAGAUGCACACUCCAGACGGUAAAUCCACCAGCCCAGAGAUAUAUCCUCGUGGAGAUGGCACAGUUUAUAUGUGCGGCGAUCACACGGAUCCACUGCGCCAACGACCAUUCCCCGAAAGAGCAGACGCCAUAGCUCCAUCUGAGAUUGCUAUCAAGAACCUCACGCAGCGCCUAGCCUUCGUGUCAGAAAAGUUUAAAGAUGCGGAAAUUGUGGUGACGCAGGCGUGCUUUAGACCAGAGUCGAAACGCAAUCGACCUCUUAUUGGCAAACUCGGAGAGGGUUUGUGGAUAGCAAGCGGACAUUCCGUUUGGGGGAUCUGUAAUGCGCCUGGUACGGGCAAAGUCAUGUCAGAGCUACUGCUUGACGGAGAAGCGACGUCGGCGGAUAUUCGCGGUCUACGACCAUGA
Molecule: messenger RNA, 963 nt
Organism: Serendipita indica DSM 11827
Lineage: Eukaryota; Fungi; Basidiomycota; Agaricomycetes; Sebacinales; Serendipitaceae
Source: the annotation of a GenBank genome assembly